GUAAACUACGUUACCCGUCGGCACUGUAGCUUCAGGUGGAGCGUUCGAGCAGAACUGUCGAAACGCGUUUAAAACGUUAACGCCAGUAAAAUUGGAAACGCUGUUUGUGUCAGGAAUAUAUUGCAGUUUUGUAACAUUCGUAUAGAAUUAAGUUCAAACUAGAUAACCAAAGUUUGCUUAUUGUUGAACUAUGGCAUGGCAUGUUGACGUUGGAUUUUUCUGCUAUCUAUUACCUUGUUUCCCUCCUCCGCCAUUAUGUUUUCUAAGUGGAGUUGAGAGAGCGGAGCUAGCUAAUCAGCUAGUUUAGCCUUCAGGCUGCGGACUGUUUUGGAAGGGAGGUGCGAUGGAUGGAUGCUUUGCCCCGCAACGUUUAAAUUUGUUUAAACAGAAUGCGCCGACAAAAUUUACCCAUUGAUAUACUCCGCGCAAUUGCGGAUAGCUGCUAAUUCACAACGUUAAUAAAUGAUACAGGAGCACAUUUUUUCUUUAUAGUUAGAAGAUUAACGCUAGCUGAGGCUGUUUAAGUGGCUAACGUUACACAGCUAGCAGCUCCUCCUUGCUGUCUACCAUCGCAUUCUUGUGUCUUCUGCCCCAGGAAUGUUCUCCAAAAAGCCUCAUGGGGACGUUAAAAAAUCAACACAGAAAGUGUUGGACCCAAAGAAGGACGUGUUGACGAGGCUAAAACAUCUCAGAAUAGUCAUAGAAAAUGCAGAGCCUUCAGAGCUGAAACAGUUCUUUGACCUGAACUACUCCCAUAUCUACUAUGUCUUCUUUGAGAACUUUGUCAUCAUUGAGGUCAGCCUCAAGCAAAAAGGUCACAAGUCUCAGAGGGAGGAGCUGGACUCCAUUCUCUUCAUCUUUGAGAAAAUUCUCCAGCUUUUGCCCGAGAGAAUCCAGAGCCGAUGGCAGUUCCACAGCAUUGGGCUGAUCCUUAAAAAGCUGUUGCACACUGGGAAUUCUCUGAAGAUCCGUCGUGAAGGUGUGCGCUUGUUCUUGCUAUGGAUGCAGGCAUUACAGAGUAAUGCGGAGCGUGAGCAGCUCUGCAUGUUUGCCUGUUUGAUUCCUGGCUUCCCAGCUCCACUCUGCCAUGGGACCCCACGCACCCUGGACACUCUGAUCAACCCACCGCUGAGUUUAACAGAGACUCAGGUUACCCCAGAAGAGAUCACGCCAUUGGUUCCUCCCCAGUCAGGGGACAAGAACCAGGAAGACCUUACUGCUUACUUUUUAGAAGCGCUACUCAAAUACAUGGUAAACCAGGCCAAGUCUCUUGAGUGGCGUUGUAAAGAGAACCAUGAACGUGGCUUCAGCUUCCUCUUUGGUCACUUCAGGAAGUUUUACCUUCCUCACAUCUUUCCCAACUUCGCCAUGGAAACCAGCCUCUACAACCCAAUACUGGACGUGCCUCCGAUGCGUCCUAAGCCCUACUACAGCGUGGUGCGCAGGGAACAAGACGGUGGAGAAACAGUGUACUGCACCAAGGAGAGCUUCCUUCAAGCCCGAGUCAUCUUCAUCCGCUGGCUGGUUUCCUUCUGGCUCGAGCCACGGCCCAACACACACACAAACAUCCCAGGAACAGAGGGAGAGAACAUCCCCAAGAACAUACAGCGAGCGGCAGCCGGACUGGCAGCUCGCUCUGCAGGCAGCUCAGAUGACAGCGGUGGAGGUGGGAUUCGGUCCGACAGCCACCUUGAAGGUAGCGGGUGCUCAUCUGGAUCCGGCGGAGGUGGCAUUGGGCUAUCUGGGGGUCCAGGGUCUGGGGGUGAGCCUGAACAAAGCCACUCCAACACAUCCACGCUGACAGAGAGGGAGCCCAGCUCCUCCUCACUCUGCUCCAUGGAUGAAGAGCAGCUAACGGACAUGGAGGUGGUGAGGAGAGUACUGACCAGCUCCAGAACCAACGUCAACUUCAUCACUGAGAUCUUUAGACAGGCAUUUCUCCUUCCCAUGUGUGAAGCUGCAGCGAUGCGUAAAGUGGUCCGUGUUUACCAGGAGUGGAUCGCCAUGGAGGACCGGCCAGUGUUUAUGAAGGAGCCAGAGGAGGGCCCCUAUCCCACAACCAUCAGCCUGGAUUCAGGCUCUCAGAUGGGAGACAAGGAGGAUGAGGGAAUAAAUAAGGCGGUUGACAGUGAAUUGCUGGAGUACAGCGUUCACGCUGGAGUUCAGACGACACUACAGGUAUUUAUCACCCACUCCUCCAACGUUUUCCUAUUGGAGCCAGCCAACGAUAUCAAGAUCCUUUUGGAGGAGCAUGUCGACAUGUGCAAGCGUGUCCUGAACAUCUACCGCAGCCUUGUUAUGCAUGAGACCAUGGACCAGAAAACAUGGGAGCAGGUGUUGCUGGUUCUGCUGAGGGUGACCGAGUCUGUGAUGAAAAGACCUCCAUCCAUCAUGCCCCCUGGCAAAAAGAACAACACACUAUCAGGCAGACUGGCUGGACCUAUCUUUCAGACGCUGAUAGUAGCCUGGAUUAAGGGAAAUUUAAACGUCUACAUCAGCAGAGAACUGUGGGACGACCUCCUCUCCGUACUCUCCUCCCUUACCUGCUGGGAUGAACUGGUCACUGAGUGGUCACUCACCAUGGAGACCCUCACCAAGGUGUUGGCCAGGAACCUGUACAGUGUUGAUCUGAAUGAGCUGCCUCUGGACAAACUCAGUGAGCAAAAACAGAAGAAACAUAAAGGAAAAGGUAUAGGUUCGGAGGGCCAGCGGCAGAUUGUGGAUCGUUCCUUCUCUAAAGGCUGGAGCAGAGACCAACCAGGCCAGGCAGCAGCCAUGAGGCAGCGAAGCGCCACCACCGCUGGCUCCCCAGGCAUCGAAAAGGCUAGGAGUAUUGUUCGCCAGAAGACUGUAGCCCUGCGUAGCUGCUCUACGGGGGACUCUCUGCUGUCCUCAGCCUUUAUCCGCAGUGCUAAGAGUGCUCCUGCUCUGGCUCCGCCUCUUCCUGUCCUCCUCCACCACCACCACCCUUUACUACCCCCCCUUGCCGACCAGCUGGCAGACCUUGAGGACCCGCCAAUCACACUGACAUCCCGCACCUCUCGGAUGCGCCACUCUUCCCAGAGCGAGGAGGCCCCUCCCACCUCCUGUUCUGAGGUCUUCCAGGGAGGGGCUUGUGACCUGGAUGCCCAUGCCCCUUCCUCCCUCGCAAGGAGCAGCAGUGCCUCUGACAUCAUGGAGCCUUUCAUCGUUGAGCGGGUCAAAGGUGAAGACCCGCAGAGGGAUACCACUUCGAUCCCGAACCCCCCCCACCACCACUCCACAACUUCUUCCUUACUUGCAGCCAACAACCACACAGCUCACCCACUCCCACACCCCCUCACCUCCCCCUCUCCCACCCCUUUCACCUUCUCCAAUGGUGUUGUUUCCUCUGAGAGACAAGAUGAUGGUAAUGUUUAUGACCAGUUCUGGCACCAGAUUGGCUCUCGAAGCCGACUUUCUAGUACGGAUUGGGUAAGCGACUGGGAUUCUGCCUUUACCUUUUCACCUGAAAAGGAAAUUGAUGUAGAGGAGGGUGAAAUGGGGGCUGGGGUAGAGGAGGAGGAUUUAUUCUCCUCUAUCAGGGACUACCUCACUAACAAAGGAAGUGAAAGGAAGAAGGAGACAGGAGAGAGAGAUGGUCCUGCUCAUGUACUAGAAAACAGCGUUGUAACUUUACCUGUGCAAACGGCAGUUGCUAGAACACAAAUGGAAUACACAGGACAGGCAGGAGAGGCAAGACAGGUGGUGAGAGACUACAGGCAGACUUGUAAAGAGGACAGACCGGUAAGUAAAUCAGUGAGACAUAGCAGUGUGGAUUCAACAGAGGAGAAUGAAGCAGAGCAGCGAAGCAUCUAUGAGUGCCUGGAGUUGCAGUGUCAGUGGCCCUCACCCAAUGCUAAGGGGCCUGCUAGCUUAGAAAGACACAGUGGGGAGAAAAAGGAAGAAGGGAAUGCAGGAAAGGCAGAAGGAUGGGAAGGGAAAUGUGAUGGAUGGAGGGAAAUGGCAGAAGAGAAACAGGGUGAUAAAGAUGCAGCAGCAAACGAGAGGUCCAUUUUAAUUAGACAAGACACUAACGCAGUAGAAUCUAGCACUGAAUUAAAUCAAACGUCAGACCCAACUAAAGCCAAGAUGUCCCGUAUCAGCACCAAAAGGCACCAUUCUGGGGGUGUUCAUGUCAGCUUCCGGCCCUCGACUGAGUCAGUACAGUUCCACAACCCCCUUGAGAGUAAAGAGGCCCACUGGAAAGCCAGGCUGCGCCGCCUCAGUCACUUCCACACACACAGCCACUCAGCUGGGGAGAGGCCUGGAGCUGGAGCAGGGUCAGGGGCAAAGCUGGGCACAGGAGGUGCAGGUAAGUUUGGCUCUGUGGCCUCUGGGACUGUUACUGAUUACAGCGGUGCAGGGAAUGCAGCAAUUGCUGAAGACCUGGAAAACAGCGCUGGGACCGGAGGGGACAAGGACAAGCAACAUCCCGGAUCCUGUGUGGGAUCCAACCUGGGCUCUGAGGCUCACUCAGAGGGGUUAUCAAGCAGUUCCGGUUUCACUGGCGGGUCGUCAGGUGUGCGUGGCCGAUUGGGACGUUCUGCCUUGCGAUCUCGAGCCUCCCGCUCACGGUCCCAGGAGCCUGGCAGCUCUGCCUCACGCCACCACCAGGGGGCUCUUCUUGGUGGCGUCUAUAAGACUGUUGUUCACGCUCUGUCUUCGAAGCCACGGCCCCGAGGUCAGGGGUCAUCCCAAGGCUCAUCGCCACAGCGGCAGGGCCGGGCCGCCAUGGGUGACGCAUCGCUCAGAGACCUCUACUCCCAUGUCCUGGGCUACUUUGGGCGAAAGACGACAACGCCAGCUAACAAAGAGGAGGUGGUCCAGAAAGCUCGUCCAGUCUCCAGUGACGUAGGAAGCACCAACCCAAACUUCUCUGACCUCAUGGAUGAGUUUAUCCAGGAGAGACUGAGGGCCAAAGGAACAGCGGGCCGUCGUGGCAGCAGCCCGGGAAGUCUGGAGGUUCCCAGGGACCUGCCGGAGCUCCUGGAGGCAGGUCAGAGUCCUGGAUCACGACCCUCAGAUGAUCCCCGUCCUAUUGAUGAUCCGGGGGUUCCCUCAGAAUGGACGUCACCUGCAAGUGCCAGCGGUUCUGAUGUCAUCAGCUCAGACAGCCAGUCGGACUCCUUUAACGCCUUUCAGUACUCCAACUGUAAUUUUACUUUCAGUUCAGAACCAUGUGGAGGAGGUGCUGGGUCUGGGGGAGGAGGUCAAGGCAGCUCACUGGACCAAGACAGCCUGGGAGGGGGAGUGGCCUGUGAUGAACAUGAAGUAGCCAGUUUGACAACACUUCACAUCGACUCGGAGACCAGCAGCCUCAGCCACACUGUAACUGUUACUGGUUCUGAGAGUGCAUCUCCCAUGCAUUCCCUUGGGGGCUCUCGCUCCCAGACGCCUUCCCCUGCCACACUGACAGCAGAGCACGCUGAUCAUGCACACUCCCACUCACACACACACCUACAGCUGGACCAGAAGCUCCACAACUCUGUCCUGCAGACUCCAGACGACCUGGAAACCAGCGAGUUCCCCAGCGAGGACUGCAGUGUCAUGGCGGGUGGUUCUCUAACUGGAUGGCAUUCAGAUGUUGCCACGGUAAUGUGGCGGAGGAUGCUGGGUAUCCUGGGGGAUGUUAAUAGCAUCAAAGACCCAGAGAUCCAUGCUCAGGUCUUCGACUAUCUGUGUGAACUGUGGCAAAACCUGGCCAAGAUAAGAGAUAAUUUGGGCAUUUCUCUGGACAACCAGUCAUCUCCCCCGCCCCCUGUUCUGAUCCCACCCCUGAGGAUCCUCACUCCCUGGCUCUUUAAGGCCACCAUGUUGACAGAGCGUUACAAGCAGGGGAAACUUCAUGCCUACAAGCUGAUCUGCAGGAUCAUGAAGAGAAGGCAAGAUGUUUCCCCAAACUCAGACUUUCUCACACACUUCUACAACAUCAUGCACCAAGGACUGAUGCAUCAAGACCAGGACAUUGUGAACACCAUCAUAAAACACUGCAGUCCAAGGUUCUUCAGUAUUGGUCUACCUGGAGCCACCAUGUUGAUCCUGGAUUUCAUCAUUGCAGCUUCUAGAGUCACCGCCUGCUCAUCACUCAAUGCUCCAAGAGUGGAGGCCCAGAUCCUGCUGGGAUCUUUGGUGUGUUUUCCCAACUUGUAUGAGGAGCUUUCAGCCCUCCAUCCCACUACAGCCGACGUGGUGCUUACCAAGUUUCCUGACGUCAAGGAGCACAUUAUCAAAACCAUCCUGACCUCUGCCAGAGAUGAACCCUCUGCUCCUGCUCGGUGUGUGGCUCUGUGUAGUCUGGGUAUCUGGCUGUGCGAGGAGUUGGCUCAUGGGACUCAACAUUCACAGAUUAAAGAUGCUCUCAACGUCAUCUGUGUUACUCUGAAGUACUCCAAUAAGAAUGUAGCGCUGGUGGCGUCAGACAUCCUUCACCUCCUGAUCAGUCACGUAGAUCACCUUCAGACAUUCCCCCCUGACACUCCAAAGAAGAUCGUUGAGAUUUUAAUUGCCACCAUCACACACUUGCUGCCUACUACCGAGUCUUCUCCUCAUGAACUGGAUAAAAGGCUCGUAGUGUCCCUCCUGUUGUGUCUGUUGGACUGGGUGAUGGCUCUGCCUCCAAAGACUCUUCUUCAACCUGUUCAAACACGAAGCCCUCCAGAGAGGGACCAGCCUACCAAGACUCUGCUCAGCUGUAUUUAUAAGGUAUUACAUGGUUGCGUGUAUGGAGCCCAGUCUUUCAACAGUCCCAAGUAUUACCCGCUGCAGCUGUCGGACCUGUUGAGUGCAGACUAUGACCCGUUCCUGCCAUUAGAGAGCCUCCGAGAACCAGAACCACUGCACAGCCCGGACUCUGAACGCUCCAGCAAACUGCAGCCUGUCACUGAAGUUCGUAGCCGUAUUCAGCAGGGCCUGGUUUCCAUCGCAGCGAGAACAGUUAUUACACACUUGGUGAACCAUCUAGGACAUUAUCCAAUGUCUGGAGGGCCUGCUACUCUGUCUAGUCAGGUGUGUGAAAACCAAGACAACCCGUUCUGUGAGAGUGCAGAUCUUGGGCCAGAGCUUUUCCAUUCACCAAACCUACAGUUUCUGGUUCUGAAUGGCUCCACACUACUCUCUGUGUAUCAGAUCCGCUCAGAGUCUGGUGUACCAGGAGGCGGAAUGACAGCUGGUUUGUCCUCUGCUCCUGCUUGCGUUCGUGUCAUCAUCCGAGAUGUAGCCGGAAAACACUCUUGGGACUCUGCUGUUCUCUACGGGCCUCCACCAUGUUCCCCAAACAGCCCGACACACGCAUUCAUGUCACACACACAAACACCUCACAGUGCGAAUCUUCAUUUACACACUCCACCAGGAGGUCCGCCGAAAAAGAUGGGAGUGAAUAGAGAAGACAGCGAAGAGGAGGGGCAGGAGGAGAGCGUGGCAGAGGAGGGGGGAAGAGGGAUGGAGGGUGAAAGGCAAGGGUUUCAGGAAGAGGGCGAUGAGGAAGGGGAGGAGAGGAAAGUCACUGAGGAGGGAAUGGGAGAUCAAAGAGGAGGUGAAGGAGAAGAGGAGGAGGAGGAGAGGAUAGAGCUUAGGAUGGAUGGGGAGGGGGUUCGAGGGGAGACAGGCUUGGAACAGCUUCUAGCUCCGCCCUUGGCUAAACGUUUGUGUCGGGAGGCGGUGCCAGCAUGGGACUCACUGAGGGAGGGAGACGAUUCACUGGAUGAAAUGCUGCAGUACCUGGGAUACUCGAGUCCUGAGUGUCUACAGAGAGCAGGCAUGCCGCUCAACAUCCCAGCCGCUCCUCCAGCGUGUGUUUCAGAAAAGCAGGAGAAUGAUGUGAUCAAUGCCAUACUGAAGCAGAGCGCUGCUGAAAGAGAGUUUGUCCUUCAUAGAGGUGAGGAGCUGAACAUGAGGGCAGUGCAGCAGACUGAACCAGAGACUGAGACGCCACAGUCAGCCUUCUACUACUGCAGACUACUGAUCAACAUACUGGGACUCAACUCCUGGGAGAAGAGGAGUAACUUUCAUUUGUUAAGGAAGAAUGAGAAGUUACUAAGGGAGCUGAAGAACCUGGACUCACGGCAGUGCCGUGAGACUCAUAAAAUAGCAGUAUUUUAUGUGGCUGAGGGCCAAGAGGACAAACACUCUAUACUAACCAACACAGCAGGCAGCCAGGCUUAUGAAGACUUUGUCUCUGGACUGGGCUGGGAGGUGGACCUCACUACUCACUGUGGCUUCAUGGGAGGUCUCCAGAGGAAUCGCAGCACAGGCCAGACUACGCCUUACUACGCCACCUCCACUACAGAGGUCAUCUACCACGUCUCCACCCGCAUGCCCCACGACCAGGACCACAACCUCACCAAGAAGCUAAGACACCUGGGUAAUGACGAGGUCCACAUUGUUUGGUCAGAACAUUCCAGAGACUACCGACGAGGGAUCAUCCCCACUGAGUUUGGAGACGUGCUAAUCAUCAUCUACCCCAUGAAGAACCACAAGUACUCCAUCCAUAUACUGAAAAAACCUGAGGUGCCAUUCUUUGGUCCACUGUUUGAUGGUGCCAUAGUGGACAUGAACAUUUUGCCGACCAUGGUCAGAGCCACAGCUAUCAAUGCCAGUCGAGCUCUCAAAUCCCUCAUCCCCCUAUACCAGAACUUCUAUGAGGAGCGAGCCCGAUACCUAGAAACCAUCGUACAGCACCACCAGGAGCCGACCACAUUUGAAGAUUACGCAGCUCGAGUCUACAGUCCAGCUCCUUGCACACACCUGCCUGCUGACACAGGCUCCUGCCUAGAGAUUCUGCGGGCAGAAAGUCCGGCACUUGGGGAGGCCGGGAGCGACUCGGCGUCCCCCAUGUCUCCUCGGACUAGCAAGAGCCGCAUGUCCAUGAAGCUGCGACGCUCCUCUGGAUCAGCCAAUAAGACUUAAGAUCUCUAGAUUAUAUGGCCCAGUCCAAACUGAACAAGCAAUCAGACACUUAGUCUGUUUGGUCUACAACUGUGCUUAAUAGAAAAAAGAAAUGUAAACAUGACAAACCUUAACAUGAUUAGAAUGACUGUUUUGGGGACAUUCACAUAGAUAUUCAUUUCCAACAGGAAAACCAAUGGGUGGUGUUCUCAGUAAUGAUAGUAACCAUCAGGGGUGACUGUAGAAUUUGACUUAACCCUAAGCAUAAUUCUUUAUCACCUAGUUGUACUCUCAAAAACCCAUGUAAUAGCAUUUUGUAAACUGUAUUACACUGUAACUUUAUUUUGAAAAUGCUCACAGCUGCUGAAUUUAUCCUUGGCUUUGUUCUAUAAAACAACAACUCAGAAACUAGUUGAAUCAGUGCUGCUGCAUGCUGAUCUUUGCCACAGUAGAAACAGCAGAACAAGUGCAGCCUAAGCAGUACAGUAUUAGUUCAUAAUAAUCUGUGCCAUGUUAGAAAUUGCACAAACUCCAGUGUAACCGUAACUGCUAAAAAAAAAAAAAAAAAAAAAAAAAAAAAAAGCUUAACUGUGCCACAUUAUACGCCGUUCUUUUUGGAGAGCUCGUUGAGUGAGAUCAAACUGCAGAACAGAGAGAGGUUGAACGUUGCUUUGGGGAAUCUGUAUAUUUGUACUAUAGUCAGUCCAUGUGUGUACAGACAAAAUUCUGAGUUUUGAUAUAAAAAAAAGAGACUUCAGAAUGAUUGCACCUACAGUGUUGCAUGGAGAAAGCAAGAUAAAGGUAUAUUUUUGUUCUCAGUAUAUUAGGCCUAUAAACCUGAGGGCAGGGGUCAGUUUGGAGUUAGUCCUCGUAACAUGUAAAUAGAAAUUAAUUCAUUUGCUGACGAUAAAACAAAAACGUUGGUCGUGGAUGUGGCAACGCUCUCGAGCCAAAUAUUUUCUCGGUUUAAAUCCCCUCCUUGAACUGCUGGGGCUGAAAGCGGACCCUUUGAGUGAAGACAUAUGAGAAUCGGUGGUAAAGUAAUAACGAGGGAGGGAUUAUUUGUCUUUCAUAAAGGAGAGAAAUGGGCCUUCUAGAAAAUGAAUAACAGAAACUGAUCAAAGAGAAAGCACUUGUUGCAUAAAGUGUGGACUUUUUUUGUGAUCUUGUUGUAAAAUUUGGACAAGCACUGAAUGCAUUUAUUUUCCUUGUUUUUUUGUUUUUUUUAUUGACUGUAAAAUGUGUUUUGACCCGAACAAGAAUGUUGCUGUAUUUUUACGUUCAGUGUCACUCCGUCAUCUGAGGAGAAACCACAGCUUUUCUUUUUGUUCCUUUUAGCUAUAUAUAUAUAUUCUGUAUAUCUAUAUAUGUAUGAGUAUAAAUAUAUAGUAGAUAUAUAAUAUCUAUAGGGAUGUGUACAGUGUGAGGAUGAUUGCUGUGUAUAUACUGUUAUGUUACAAUAGCUGCCAAAGCCAAACUGUUUUCACUUCAUUCUUUAAAGGUCAUUUCAUUUUAGCUCAAGUACUUUUCUUUACUGUAUAUGCAUAACCUUAGUACCACAGCCAGAUUGGGCCCAGAGUCUUUUGUGGCAGGUUUGGCUGUUAUUGGUGAUUAAUGGUGGUGGAAGGAGGAAAAGCAAAGUGUGUGAAGGUGAGAUACUGUAGAGCUGAGGCCAAAGAGGGGGAGAAAGGAAAGAUGCGUCAACUUAUCAUCACUUAACAUGUAGAUAUGAAUGGUUUUUGUGCUGCUUAUUUUUUCUUUUUAAACUCCGCUCUCAUAUUUAGACUCAUCCCCAGUUCCAGUCCUGGAUGGAGGGGAUCCGCAUGUAAUCACAAUCCAGAAAAUGUAACACUACCAUUUAUGUAUUUAACUUCUUUGUUUCAGCACUCCCAUGAGUUUACCUCAACUCAAAUAAAACUGACAUGGUUUGAAAUUGGCUUACAUUGUUUAUGUACUUCAGGGUUUUCUUUAUAAAUGGUCUCAGCUGCGGUUAUCAGGAUUAAACGUUCUUCCAUUUAUGUUACAUGAUGGCUUGUUUGCUGCAUGUCUCCAUUCAUUUUUUUUCCCAUGGCCUGAUCCCCGGUAAAGAAAACAUACAUACAGAAAAGAUCUUUAUUUGAAAAUAUAGAUCUGAGUUAAAGGUUUUGCAUUAUGCUUCACUGCUUACAGUUUGUGUAUUCGCGACUGUAUAUUCUGUUACGGUUUUACUUUUUUUAUUUCAGCCAUAGAUUCUUUGUAGAAAGGAAAGGGAAUGUUAAACUUUGUUUCCCCCCCACACACCCCCCCGGCGUUGAAAUUGUUAAAGAUUUGUCGGUGUAAAAUGAGAUCAAAUUCAUGUUGUUACUUUGUGUGUGAAUAUUUGAAGUCCGAUGAGAUUUGAGUUGUCACUUUAAAUUAUUGCUGUUACAAUUAUUAUUAUUAUUAUAGCUGAGGUUGAAGCACCAUUGAUUGGGUUGUGACACAUGGUCUAUAGUAGCCCCCCACCUCCUGCACUCUGGGACUGAUCUGUACAUGCUGUAUGUAGAAUACAGCUAACCUGCGAGUCGCUGACUGCGUCUCCUAUUUGUUUGGUAACAUCCUGUAAACACUUUGACAACCUGAACCAGUUCAGGCUACAUCCUAAACUCUGUACCUUUUAUAAUCUUUGGAUAACAAAUAUCAUGAUGCUGCUUUUAUAUACAUAGUUCAUAUUUAAAUUACAGAUUGUAAGUACUCCUGAGGAUUGGUGGACUCAGAUGUUUGACUUUAGUUUAAAACCCUUAUAAGCAGCAACCAAAAUGUAUGAAGUUACCCAAAGAAUUGAUAUACCAAAUUCCCUGAGAACUGUCUGUCUGGAUAUUUUGACUCCGAUUGUUAAGGUUGAUGUAUUUGUCAGCCUUUUUGACCCAUCUGACAUCUUUGUUGUCUCUGCAUAUCAGCCGCAGAAAUGUCCCUUUAUAUAAAAUUUGGAACUUCUGUUCUCGAUGAAUGCUCUGAACGCGAGGCUUGUAAUGAAUGCAGGUUCACAAAGGUGAUGUAUGUAACUACUGACUGUACAUACUGCAUGAUGCCAGUUCAGUAAUAACUGCAUGUGUUGAUCAUGUAACAGCUGUAUCACAACACACACACACACACACAUGCACGCUCGCACACAUACUCCUCAAACUGUUACUGUCAGACCUGUUGUAUGUAAACGUGUAAUGUCUCUUUUGGACACAGAGAGUGUGAAUGUGUGAUGAUGGAAUUUGACAAUAAAUGAUUCGUACCACUUGA
Perca flavescens (yellow perch) is the source of this 12156-nucleotide messenger RNA. It is a transcript of the gene ralgapa1, whose product is annotated as Ral GTPase activating protein catalytic subunit alpha 1. Gene Ontology annotation, molecular function: GTPase activator activity. The record is from RefSeq and is a predicted model, not a curated record. The coding region runs from base 598 to 8925 and encodes 2775 amino acids. NCBI's taxonomy places the organism in Eukaryota, Metazoa, Chordata, Actinopteri, Perciformes, Percidae. Gene Ontology annotation, cellular component: cytoplasm; nucleus. The transcript is spliced from 46 exons. Gene Ontology annotation, biological process: positive regulation of GTPase activity; regulation of small GTPase mediated signal transduction.